This is a messenger RNA of Hypoxylon fragiforme, 393 nucleotides long. RefSeq lists its product as uncharacterized. The record is from RefSeq and is a predicted model, not a curated record. The transcript has 2 exons. Bases 1 to 393 code for a protein of 130 amino acids. Lineage: Eukaryota; Fungi; Ascomycota; Sordariomycetes; Xylariales; Hypoxylaceae.
AUGGCCACCAAUAAGACGGCGACGUCGUCAUCGCCACCGCGCGCGACCCCCCGCGGCGAGGUCGCGCAUCUGGGGAUUAGGGUUACCUGCGUCGAGCCCGGCUAUGUCCGCACUAAUUUCUUGGUUGAUGGCCACAAGGGCCGCGCGGCCAAGGCCAUCGAGGACAUCAAGAACGGCGGCGUCACGCCCACCGAGAAUGCGCUGGGCGCAUUUAUUCUUAAGCAGCCCGGUGACCCCGAUAAAACGGGCAAGCUGCUGGUGGAGGCAUUGGCGGGGUGUGGGCGGUGGCGGGACCCGGGUCUGGAGUUGCCGCCGAAGCUGCUACUCGGGAAGGACGCGUAUGGAAUUGUGGGUGGGAAUAUUGAUGGACACAGGAAGAGCUGGGAGGAGUGA